Molecule: messenger RNA, 1834 nt
Organism: Zymoseptoria tritici IPO323
Lineage: Eukaryota; Fungi; Ascomycota; Dothideomycetes; Mycosphaerellales; Mycosphaerellaceae
Exons: 7
Coding region: 92-1834 (580 amino acids)
Molecular function (GO): catalytic activity
Source: RefSeq, a predicted model, not a curated record
GCAACAAAAGUAUCAGGCCAUCUACUUUGCCACAUCAUCGCCACAAGCACUGAUCCGGGCAGUCGGCGCACUUACAGAUUUGAAGCCUUGCAUGAUGGGAUCUGUAACUGGGAACGCUCAGGGCUAUUCUGUCCCGAACGAGGCCCAGAGGAUCUUCGAGGACGGCAUCUUGAACAAUCCACUCGUCCCGGCUCUGCCACAAGAGAUUAAGGAUGCCGGAAAGCUCGUAUCAUUUUCAGGCAACGACCAGCCUACCAUUCCUAUCAAUUGGCGUUUCGCCGAGAGUGCGGCUGCUCUGACCGCUUUUCAAGCCUCGAUGCUGAACGUGCUCAGGAUCAGGAAGUUCAAAGACCAAUGUCAGCUGUCCAAGGUCGAAAUCAAUACAGAUCAUGCUUCAUUGUUCUUCAUGUCGCCAUUCCUUACCAAGGUUGUAGAGGACGGUGAACCGAAGACAUUCCCAAUGAGCGACACGAAGACCAUCGAGAGCAAGUAUGGCAUAAAGAACACCGAUCUCCACAAGGCCAACGCAUCGAUCCAGAGAGUACUUGCCACCAACAUCUAUAAAACUAAGGAUGGCCGCUUCUACCAUACUCACGGCAGCAUGAAUCCGGAACCAACCCAGACCGCGCUCGGUGCUGCCCUUGAAGGCGCUGCGGACGAUAAGUAUGAAGACGUCGCAGCUCGUUUCCAGGAACUCGUUGGAAAGCUAGAUUCGGCUGAGCUCGAUACCCUGAUGAACGACAAGUAUCGCCAGGCGGGGACGAUUGCCUACACCAGUGAAGAAUUUUGGAAGACUGAGCAUGGCAAGGCAAAUGCGCACGUUGGACUUUAUGAACUGGAGAAGUCAGAGACUCACGCCCAGCCCGCGUCUUGGUGGCCGGAGAAUGAUUCGAUGCCAUCAUCGCCAAGCAGGCCUCUCGCCGGGCUGAAGAUCGUGGAUCUGACCAGAAUUAUUGCCGCGCCGACCAUUUCACGAUGCCUUGCGGAGAUGGGUGCCAGCGUGAUGCGUGUUACCUCACCACACGUCACCGAUAUGUCCGGAUUGCAUCAAGAUCUCAACUGGGGAAAAUGGAACACUUCUCUGCAUUUGAAGAAUGAAGAAGACCGGUUGAAGCUCGUCGAGCUCAUCAAGGACGCCGAUGUCGUGGUCGAGGGAUACCGACCCUCCGUUAUGGAGAAGUACGGCCUAGCGCGAGAAGACAUCUUCAAACUGGUCAAGGAUCGUGGUCGCGGCAUCAUCCAUGUGAAGGAGAACUGCUACGGUUGGAAUGGACCGUGGCAGGGUAGAAGUGGAUGGCAGCAGAUCAGCGAUGCGUGCUGCGGUGUAUCACUGGCGUAUGGAAAGGCGAUGGGACUUGACGAAGCCGUGACUCCUGUCUUCCCAAACUCUGACUACUGCACUGGCCUCAUCGGCGCAACGUCCGUGCUCCACGCACUUAUCAAACGAGCCGAAGAAGGCGGAUCCUACGGAGUCAAUGCAUCGCUGAACUACUACUCCCAAUGGCUCAUCCGCUCAGUCGGUGAGUAUCCGACCAGCAUUUGGCGAGAAGUCUGGAGCCGCCACGGAUCUCCUCAAUUUCACAACUACCACGCCAUGUCGUAUUCGAUCCCAGUCAUGCUCGGCCUUCUCCACGAGUACGACGAGAAAGUGCUGUUCAAUCCGGACUUCUUCGAGGAGAAACACUCCAAAGCUUUGGGCUUGACGUUCGUGCAGCCAAAGCCAGUGGCUCGCUUCGAGGCCGAGGUGGAGCUAAAGUACAACGUGGGAACCAGAGGCAAUGCCGUUGACCAGCCGUAUUGGCCAAAGGAUUUGAGCGUGGAGGUGGUAGCAUGA